Molecule: messenger RNA, 1917 nt
Organism: Wallemia ichthyophaga EXF-994
Lineage: Eukaryota; Fungi; Basidiomycota; Wallemiomycetes; Wallemiales; Wallemiaceae
Exons: 5
Coding region: 1-1917 (638 amino acids)
Source: RefSeq, a predicted model, not a curated record
AUGAGCGGCGGUGAUUCACCAACACAGCUUGAGAGUAUUUCUCACUUAACUCAGCAAGUGGGGAACGAUGAGCCAUCUAAUAAACCAUCACUCAAAGAGCGGGUCAAAUCGACUCAGAAGUCUCUUGAGACAAAUACUGAAACUGUACACGUUAAAGACUUUCAAGGUCGCAGCUACGAUGUGGCACUUAAUCUGGAAGCGAAUGACACUUCGGACUACCAAAAUGACAAGCAGCUCAUCAUCAAUCCUCCCAAGACGAGAAAUGAACCACAGGCCCUUUUUAGAGGUGACAACGUUGUUCCCAAACGCCUCAAGGCGAUACGCGAUCAAAACAAAGACGAUAAGGGCCGUACAAUUGUUUUGUGUUUGGAUGGCACUGGCGAUCAAUUUGACGAUGACAACUCCAACGUCAUACGCUUCUUUAGGAGUAUGGUGAAAGAUGAGCCCGAGAAGCAGGUCGUGUACUAUCAAAGUGGGUUAGGAACGUACUCAACUACCAAGCGCGCCAAUUUUGUGGCCAACAAGCUUAGUGAUAUCAGCGACAUGGCUGUGGGUAGCGGUCUGGGGCAUCAUGUCAGGCAGGCAUAUACGUACCUGAUGGAGAAUUAUAGAAUUGGUGACAAAAUUUGCAUGAUUGGUUUCUCGAGAGGUGCAUAUACUUGCCGUUGCUUGGCUGGUAUGCUGCUGAAAGUGGGAUUGCUUCCAAAAGGAAAUUUACAACAGGUACAGUUCGCAUACGACAUGUACAAAGACAACAGCAAACGUGGUUUCGAUCAAUCUAAGCUCUUCAAAUCCACCUUUGGGAUAAAUGUGGAUAUACAGUGGAUCGGAGUAUGGGAUUCUGUAUCUUCCGUUGGAUUCUACCCAAGAGAGCUGCCAUUUACAAACUCCAAUCACAUUGUGAAAAACUUUACUCACGCUGUCGCGUUAGAUGAGCACCGCGUCAAGUUCCGUGCAGGUCAUUGGACUCAGGAACAAGAGCAAGAGAAACGCUCAAACAAGGAUUCGUGGUUUCAUCACCGAGAGAAAAAGCACGACAUCAAAUUCGACCAUAGUGUGAACGAGCUCGAAGAUGACGACAAAGAUAGUCAACAUGAGGAGGAGGUUGAUCCAUGGGAAAAGAUUGAGAACAUGAGACAGGCGCUGUUUUCCAGAAUAGACGAGCUGCGUCAGCAAACUGCCAAAUCGCGUUUCAGCACUAAGCGUGUAGACCUGGACAGCAUUGACAGAACCAACCCUCAAAUCCAGAAUUUGUUGCAGCAAUUAUACAAGUUGCCUGUGCAACACGAUUCCUACGCCAGUGAUAAAGACGACGAAAUACGUGACAAUACGAAGGUCAAAGAAGUUUACUUCCUUGGCGCUCACGCGGAUGUCGGUGGUGGAGCGGUCUCGAACGAGACCAGAAAUGCAUUGCACAGAAUCUCACUGCGCUGGAUGUACAGGCAAUCUUUCAAAUCAGGUAGUGGGAUUCUGUUUCAUACGCACUUGCUCGAUUACUACGGAUUAGACCUUUCCACUCUUUAUCCGAUCGUCAAGCCUCGAAAAGAGGCGGCAUAUAAUGUCCCAGAAGGUUUCCCCCCGGAACCAAACAUGGAGAACGUGCCCGUCGAGCGCUACGACCGCUCUAAACUUUCAGAGGAGCACGAGGAUGUUUAUGAUUCUUUGACAUCUAUCAACGAUCAACUAGCUAUAGCUAAGAGCUGGUGGUUAUUAGAAGCCAUGCCUCAGAAGGAAUUUUAUCAAGACCAACAAUCAGGCGUACCAAAGAAGCGCUACGCUAUGAACAAGGGUAACUUUAGAGCCAUCAGAGGCAACAACAUCAAGUUUCACAGGACAGUGAACAUCCGCCAGGAGUUGCUCGGAUAUCAGAUCAGAGCGCGUAUGCAAGAUUCAUCGGAGGCACGAUGGGUUUAUUAG